Pundamilia nyererei is the source of this 1490-nucleotide messenger RNA. RefSeq names its product fibronectin type III domain containing 10 (gene fndc10). Bases 45 to 740 code for a protein of 231 amino acids. Lineage: Eukaryota; Metazoa; Chordata; Actinopteri; Cichliformes; Cichlidae. The record is from RefSeq and is a predicted model, not a curated record. The transcript has 2 exons.
GACUAACGUGACUCCCAGCGAUCAGAGCAGGCCACCAUCAAAGCAUGAAGAGCCCUGGCAGGGCACCGAGAUGGAGCCCAGAGGACGUGCCAUCACCGGUGUGCGCCUACAGAGUGAUCGAGGGAGGCAUUGGGGGGCAGCUGUGCUUUCGGCAAACUCUGUUUGGGUACAAGUGCUCUAAGGGAGAAUGCAGGAGUGCGGUGUCUUUCGGGAGGCUGGUGGCAAAUAUUCUCAACAACGGCAGCGUACUGUUACAGUGGACCCACGAGUCCGAAUCCACAAAGACUAAAGAGGCCAGCAGUCCUGGGACGAAUGCGACAGAGGAGGAAACUCCGCGAUCAGACUCUGUUUUCAGGGGUCGACGCCACAGACGCGGGGGCUACGAGGUAAGCUGCUGGUGGAAUGGCAGCUACACUCAGUUUGAGUGCGCCGGUGUCCAUCUUGGGUCGGGCUGCAGGGACUUUCUGCUCACCGAGCUCCACGAGAACAUCCCGUACCGCAUCUGUCUGCGCAACCUGGGCCGCUCCGAGCCAGCCGAGAGGCCGGAGCAGCGGGACUGCGUGGAGUUCACGCUGCCGCCGUCCGGGAUGCAAGACAUUGUGAUCGCCAUGACAACGGUGGGCGGGGCUAUCUGCGUGAUGUUGGUCAUCAUCUGCCUGCUGGUGGCGUACAUCACGGAAAACAUCAUGAGCCCCGCGGCACAGCAUACGUACUCCUACCGCGCUCACUCACAUCACUGAUGCACUAAAAUGACCCACAUGAACGCGCUCCGCGGUCAUGUGUUAUCUCUGUGGAGACUUGUUUCUGCCCCUGGGGGGAAAAUGAACAGAGGGUUUUUUUGUAAUCCAUGUAUCAAUAUUUCAAGUUAUUUUCUCAAUUUUGAGUCAGUUUUUGCGAUAAUAACCCAAAAUUUUGUUUUUUCAGUGGCAAAAAGAGUUUUCUCAGCUGCUGAAACAAGUUUCCAUAAAUCUCGCAGUCAUAGUUAAUAUCUAUAGUAGUCCUGUUUUCCGUUUUUCCAGUAUGACACACUCAUCCUGUUAUGACCUAACUGAAGCACAAUCUACUGUGGCUCUGCUAAUAACAUGCCUUCUGAACCUCGCGAGGAUGCACUGAACCAAAAUUAGCCUACUGGUUAUCUGCAGUUUGUAAAUACGGCAGUUUACUGUGUCACGUUUGGUCAAGGCUGUCUGGGGAUUGAAUCGGGCAGCAUGUCUACAGCAAUACCAAUAAUGAAAUGGCUCUGAGUACAUGAGAAACAAGAGUUUUGCUAAAUGGACAGUCGGUAAAAGUGUCCUUAAUGGGACACCGAAAAAUGAAACUUUACCAGUUAACACAUUUCUCCACUCGAGUCAGUCACAACAGCACUGUUUUUGCUUUGUUUGUCAUUUUCUGAAGGGCAAUACAAUCUGGUGUACAAUCUCCAAAUACUGUGCCAAACAUCUUCAGUUAAACCACCUUUCUGUCCUGCUGUCAGUGAAUAAAGUACUAUG